CAUAGGUCACGUGAGAGCGGAUAGCAACAACAUGGCGGUGACAGGAGAGCCCUCCUUCUCAUUGGGUAAUGAGACCCUCCGGGUGCCAAUGGCGCUCUUUGCCUUGAACAGGCGCCGUCUGUGCGAGCAGUUACGUAAGAAUACUGAGGUGCCAAAGAAAGCAGUGGUGGUCCUGCAGGGGGGAGAUGAACUCCAGCGAUACUGCACCGACACUGGUAUUGUCUUCCGUCAGGAAUCUUAUUUCCACUGGACGUUUGGAGUGCUGGAGGCGGACUGCUAUGGUGCUGUGGAAGUUGCCACUGGCAAGUCCCUGCUGUUUGUUCCCAAACUCCCGGAGAGCUAUGCAGUGUGGAUGGGAACGAUUCACAACCGUGACCACUUCAAAAAGAAAUACUCUGUGAAUGAAGUUCACUACACUUGUGAUGUGGCUGAGGUGCUGAAGAAGCUGCAGCCAGAUAUGCUGCUCACCCUGCGUGGCGUGAACACGGAUAGUGGGCACACUACUCGAGAAGCUGCUUUUGAUGGAAUCAGUGAGUUUAAUGUGAACAAUACUUUGCUUCACCCUGUGAUCAUGGAAUGGGUAAUGAAGGCUGUGCAAAUUGGGAUGAAGGAAUACGAGUUGGAAAGUCUAUUUGAACACUAUUGCUAUACUCGAGGAGGGAUGCGUCACACUUCAUACACGUGUAUAUGUGGCAGUGGGGUAAAUUCUGCUGUCCUACAUUAUGGACAUGCUGGAGCUCCAAAUGAGAAGACCGUUCAGGAUGGAGACAUGUGCCUCUUUGAUAUGGGCGGUGAAUAUUAUUGCUAUGGUUCUGACAUCACCUGCUCAUUUCCAGCCAAUGGCAAGUUCACUCCUGACCAGCGCGAUAUCUACCAGGCUGUUCUGAAAGCAUCACGGGCAGUGAUGAGUGCUGUCCGACCAGGUCCCCAAAAACAUCCAAGUGACCAUCAUCUCCAGCUCAGCUUUGUAAAAACAUUUCAGCAAGAGGAUGGGCACAGAGGUGUGGAGCGCAUUGAUGAGCCAGGGCUCCGCAGUCUACGCACUACACGGGAACUGCUCCAGGGCAUGGUCCUCACCAUUGAGCCAGGAAUCUACUUCAUCGACAUGCUCCUGGACCAGGCGCUAGCAGACCCUGCCCAGGCUUGUUUCAUCAACAGGGAUGUCCUCGCUCGCUUCCGAGGAUUUGGUGGGGUGCGUAUCGAGGACGAUAUUGCAGUCACUGCCAGUGGAAUGGAACUGCUGACCUGUGUGCCACGCACUGUUGAGGAGAUUGAGGCCUUUAUGGCAGAGGGCUCUGGAUCCUCGAAGCAGUUUGGUCAGCUUCCUGGCCAGGUAGCCUGAAUCCCCGCUGUUCAGUGACAGCUUCGCUCUGUCCUCUGUCUAGGUAACCCGGUGAUUUGAAAUCUCAAAACGAACCAAGCUUCAUGAUCGCAAAUAAUGCACCGACAAUGAUGCAAACAUACGAAAUCUUCCUCCAUCUGUUUGCAAAGAGCAAGAAUCAGUGAGAGCCCGUCACUUUGGUGCAGGCAGAGAGUAAAACCUCAGCAGCAACUCGGGGAGGCAGCAUUCCUCCACAUUACACAUCAAAAUGCACAACCACAGGUACACACCAAGGUGGAUGCAAUACAGAUGUGUUUGCAUGCAUUUACACCCACUCAGGCACUCCUGCACAAUAAAUAGGUGAUGCAAUGGGACUAGCUUUGGUCUGUCAUUAGUCACUGGUUGGCUCCAGUUUCCCACUGGACAUAGCCUGUUCCCCCUUGUUGGACUGAGAGGCCGUAUGCAGAGGCCCCUCCCUCACUUGUUCACUCCCCGUCACACAGAGACUCAAUGGAAACCAGCAAUCACUGCCUGAGCCAAUAGGCACUGUAGCGUCCCACUGGCAAUGUCCUCCGAGACCUGUGAGAGGUGUGUGAGGGUCCAGAGAGUGAGCCAUCUUGAUGGCAUAUUCAGAGGCUGAGUAUCUGCCACACACACGGACAAAGAGCGAAUUGAGGGCAGGGUGGACUCCCUGAUCUGCACAAGCUCGCAGUUAAAUACAGAGCAAACAGAAAUGCAAAUAAUCUUGCUUCAGGCCUGGCAAAUGAAACAAAUCUUUUUAAGAAUGAUGACAAUAACUGUAAAUUCCUUUCUAACUUUCUGCAAUAAAGCUGUAUGUUUUCAC
Molecule: messenger RNA, 2165 nt
Organism: Rhincodon typus (whale shark)
Lineage: Eukaryota; Metazoa; Chordata; Chondrichthyes; Orectolobiformes; Rhincodontidae
Gene: pepd
Product: peptidase D
Exons: 14
Coding region: 32-1342 (436 amino acids)
Molecular function (GO): metalloaminopeptidase activity; manganese ion binding
Source: RefSeq, a predicted model, not a curated record